Messenger RNA from Botrytis deweyae, 3429 nucleotides. RefSeq lists its product as uncharacterized. The record is from RefSeq and is a predicted model, not a curated record. The transcript is spliced from 2 exons. NCBI's taxonomy places the organism in Eukaryota, Fungi, Ascomycota, Leotiomycetes, Helotiales, Sclerotiniaceae. The coding region runs from base 1 to 3429 and encodes 1142 amino acids.
AUGGCAUUGAAAAGUGUUUGGUCAAAACAUGAGAUUGAUGAAUUUGCUCUAAGAUUGAGAGAUCUCAGAAAAGAACUCGACACUGAGUUGCUUCUGCUAUUGCGAGAUGGUUCGGAUUCAAUGUCAUCUGCAGCAGAGAAUCAUUUCCAAAAAUUGGACGAUAAUACCAAGAAAGUUUUGAAUGAGGUCCUCAAGAUGCAAUCCUCAGAUCAGGACUUCCUUCGUCGUUUUGAACGACUGAGUCUUUCUCAGCAAUUGGAGUUUCAAAAACUUGGUCUAUUGACCGCUAAGCAGAGUUAUAGCUUUGAAUCUUUAAAUAAAGACACCAAGAAUAUCAUCGACUUGUUACUUAAAUCAAGAGUCUACUGCAACGAGAACUUGGUCUUAUCUCGACAAUUAGUGGAACAGAACCGCCAGGCUGGCUUUGAGCUAGUGGAGCGUGAUAAUAGACAGCGAGUUCGACGGGCUCAAAAGGUCCGACUCGCUAUCUUAGAGUCCCUUCGAUUUUCAGACAUGAAUCAUCGACCAGAUAUGACAGCUACUCCAUAUCAAAGCAGCUUUGAGUGGAUCUUCAGAGAUCCCACUGUUCACCAAAAACCAUGGAGCAAUUUCGCAACUUGGCUCUCUGAAAGUUCGGGCAUCUAUUGGAUACAUGGUAAACCAGCAAGUGGAAAGUCGACUUUAAUGCGUUACAUAUAUGAGCACCCGGAAACCGCAAUCUUGUCGAAGAAAUGGGCAGGAUCCUCCAAAAUAAUAAUGAGUGCAUUUUAUUUUUGGAUAAGUGGGACAGAAAGACAACGAUCUCACAUCGGACUCCUACGAACACUUCUAUAUGGUCUUCUCCGACAACACCAGGAUCUCAUUCUAGAGAUAUUUCACGAGGAAUGGGUGCGAAUGUGCGACUUAGAAACACAUGAUCUACAAUUUCAAAUUGAUGAAUGGUCUCUUGGCCGCUUACAGCAAGCGUUCAAAAGCCUUGUCAGCAUGUCCAGCCCUUCACUCAAAGUCUGCAUCUUUGUGGAUGGCUUAGACGAGUACGAAGGAGCUCAUGGUGAUAUGGCAGAGUACUCAUUCGACCUCGCCAACGAAUCCCCCUUCACGAAGUUUUGCUUUUCGAGCAGGCCAUUACCGGACUUCUCGUCAGUGUUUCAAGAUGCAUGCGCAUUAAAGCUAGAAGAUCUCACUCGUGAUGACAUUAAGAACUAUGUCGUUGCUAAGUUGGAGCAAAAUCAACAGAUGCGAAAGUUCAUAAGUGAUGAUUUGGAUACAACAAGUUGGCUAAUUGAAGAAAUCAUUCACCGAGCACAAGGUGUCUUUCUCUGGGUUAUUCUCGUCGUCAAAUCGCUCAUCCAUGGGUUCCGGUGUGGAGAUGGUGCGAUUGAACUUCGGAAACGACUUGAAAGCCUGCCAGUAGAUCUUGAGAAUUUAUUCUCUCAUAUCAUCCAAAAGAUAGAACCGGAGUUUCGUGAAGAUGCAUCGAAGAUUUUUCAAAUAUUUAGAGCAAGUGGCAAUGAUUUGGACGCGAUCACUCUACAUAAUGCGUUACAAUUCACCUCACACCAUCCCAUAAUAGCUAUGGAGGCUGCAACAGAAAGUGAGUCCAUGGACGAAAGGCUCGUGAAAACGAAUAAAACAAGGCUGCGCCUUGCCAGUAGAUGCCGUGGACUCAUUGAGAUAGCGGACCAGCAUGACGGCGAAAUGAUAACACGCAAUAUUUCAAAUGAUAUGUUAAAGAGUGAUGUGGGAGACAACAAACAGAAAUUCGACGCAUACGAUUCCGACGUAAAUAUUGUUGAGGAGUUUAGGAAACACAUCCAAAUUUCGGCAACAAACUUUUUCCCAGCUCCUGGCGGAACUUUGGCAAGCAAACCAAGAGCAGCGAGGCAGCUGGCGAGGGGAAUAAAAGACCCAAGGAUAGAUGUUGCCGGUGAUCUGAUUUCUGGAUUAACAAGGACAGACCUAACUAUGCAGGUACCAUGGUGGUUAGAAUCGAGAAGACGGAAUACAAUGGGAUAUUUCUUUGGUACAAGACGCAGAAAGGCUCUAAGUACACCAUCUAUUGAUGAGAUGCCGAAGCUGCUUGGUUCCAUUAGAAGUGGCGUCUGUCGAGACUUCGUUGAGACAUAUGCUAGGGCGAGAUGCUACAUGCGGAAAAUUAGAUAUCGCGUUGAUGUGGAGCAUUUCGAAGAGGAAUUCAAAGCUAAGACGAUAACAUUGGAAGACAUUAUACGUCCCUAUGCACUAUGGCUGCAUGUGCAAUGGGGAGGAGAUAUCUCAGGCUGGUACCAUACUAUCCGCACCGAAGAGCUCUCUUCGGCACAAGUAAGGAUAGUAUAUCUCCACCGCACAGCGAGGGAUUUCUUAGAACAAUCUAGAAACUGGGACGAGAUCAAAAAAGAUACAAUCGAUACUUCCUUCAACCCUGAACUUUCAUUAUUGAUGGCCCAUGUUACUGAUAUCAAGCUCAAUCCUAAAGAUUGUAUCUACACAAGUGGAGUCAAAUUUUUGAGUAAGCUUCGUCAAUUCCCUUGGCAAAAUUCCAAGGUUGUGGACGAGGCUCUCGAACUGAUACAAGAAGCUGACAGAGUUUUGAGCAUGCGGGUAGACCAAGAAGAAGGCUUCAGACACUGGUCACAAAAAGAUCCAAAAUGGGCAGGGAAAAGCCGACCUGACUGGGGCGAUGAUCUUGAUUCUAUUGCUGUCAAAUCUGGUCUCAUAUCGCUUCUCAAAGCUCGACAAAGCUUGGCAUCCGCCGCGCGUCAUGCAAGUCAAUCUCAAUUACCUUUACCAUACAUAUCAGUCAAAACUCGGCCAGGGAUGCCUCUUUUAGCUUACGCAAUGUCUAUGGAUCAAUGGGCAGUUGGUAAUCUGAUUCCCAAUAUUGUCGUGCUUGAGGAGCUACUCAUUAAUGGCGCUGACCCGAAUGAGCAUGUCAAUAGCUUUCAUACAAUCUGGGAGUAUGUCAUUUAUCUGGUUCACGUUCUUGUGUCUAAGAGCAAUUCGGAGAUCUCACCACUCUCCACGAAAUGGGUUGAAGUUUUUGUACUGAUGCUUAAGCACGGCGCCGACCCGUAUGCUUGUUGUAUGAAGAGCCCUGAUGAGUUCGCUAGAUUUAUUGGAGGGUUAUCAAAUACGAUGUUGAAUCUACCCGGAUCGAUAGCGGAGCAUGAUCAAAGGGGGUUUUCUUUCGGCCACCCUAUGAAGAGGGGUUACGACGAUGAAGUGUGGGAUGAAAACGAUACAUACCCAUAUCAUCAUUGCGUAACUGCCGUUGUAAAGGAUGCAUUCGAGUCUGGAAAUAUCCCGGGACACCAGGAUCUUCAAGAAAUCAUAAGAAUCCAAAAGGAAAAGGAAAAAAGACCGCGAAAAAGAGUUAAACGUAAAGCCAGAAAUGGCAGGGGUGGCAGGAUCCCAGAUUGGGCAUCCUGA